AUGGUUUCGUUUCGUUCUUCAUGGCUUCUGGCCAUAGCAUCUCUCACUCAGUAUGUGGCUGGACAGCAAUCCGCACCUACUUCUUUGACCGACGCAAACACCGGCAUCAUCUUCGACACAUGGAAAGCACCUAGCAUGACCUUUGGUUUCACUUUCCCUGCAGAUGGACAGACCACCAACGCCGAUGAGUUCAUUGGAUAUCUUGUAAGCAAAAGCACCGGAUGGUGCGGUCUCUCCUAUGGUGGAUCCAUGACAAACUCCCUUUUGCUCUUUGCCUACCCUCACGAUGGUGAAAUUCUCACCACCUUCCAUUGGGCUAGCGCACAGGUCGAGCCAGUCCAAUACAAGGGCAAAGCCACUCUGACUCAGAUCUCUUCCAAGAUCACUGAUGAUGGCUUCACUCUUAUCUACCGCUGCCAGGGAUGUACUUCCUGGUCCCAAGACGGCAGCUCCGGUCGAUUGGCGACUACCUCUACCGUCGCCGUUCUUGGUUGGGCACACAGUCUCACGAAUGCGAUAAACCCUGAGUGUCCCGCUGAGGCCCGCAUGCUUCAGCAUGAAACCCAGAGCAUCUUCGGUGGCCAACUUACCAGCAACGCCUUCAAUUCCAAGUAUGCUGAUUGGGCUAAGCUUGCCACCAAGGUUGUCAAGGGCGACUGCGACGGUAGUGAACCUACUGCCACUGCCACCGGUGAGCCUACUCCCACAGCUGAACCCACCGGUAAUCCCGUCCCCAACGAGACGUACGAUUACGUUGUCGUUGGUGGUGGUGCUGGCGGUCUCCCCAUCGCCGACCGUCUCAGCGAGGCUGGCAAGAAGGUUCUUCUCAUCGAGAAGGGUCCUCCAUCAACUGGUCGCUGGGGAGGUACCCGUAAACCAGACUGGCUCAAGGGCACGGACCUGACUCGCUUCGAUGUUCCUGGUCUAUGUAACCAGCUUUGGGUCGACUCUGCCGGUAUUGCCUGCCCUGACACCGAUCAGAUGGCCGGAUGUGUUCUCGGUGGCGGUACCGCAGUUAACGCUGGUCUCUGGUGGCGUCCCACCCCAGAGGAUUGGGACUACAACUUCCCCGAUGGCUGGAAGGCUAAGGACAUGGCCAAGUACGAACAGCGUGUCUUCUCUCGCAUUCCUGGUACAAUGGUCCCAUCUAUGGAUGGUAAGCUCUACCUUGACCAGGGUUUCAAGGUUGUCGCUGGAGCACUCAACAAGGCUGGUUGGGGUGAAGUCAACGCUCUUAAGGAGCCAACCGCAAAGAACCAUACUUAUACACACCCACCCUUCAUGUUCUCCGGAGGUGAACGUGGGGGCCCUCUUGCUACCUAUCUCGUCUCCGCCUCCAAGCGCAACAACUUCAAGUUAUGGACCAACACCCAGGUCAGGCGUCUCGUUCGCUCUGGUGGUCACGUUACCGGCCUUGAGGUCGAGCCCUUUGCUGGGUCUGGCUAUGCUGGUACUGUCAAGCUCACUCCCGAGACUGGUCGUGUGAUCCUUGCAGCUGGCACUUUUGGUAGUGCCAAGAUUCUCCUUCGCAGUGGUAUCGGCCCAGAGGACCAGCUCGACAUUGUCUCCAAGUCCAGCCGCGAUGGCAGCUCCAUGAUCAAAAAGGACCAGUGGAUUAACCUCCCUGUCGGCUACAAUCUCGAGGACCACACCAACACCGACGCCGUUAUCAAGCACCCUGACGUUGUGUUCUAUGACUUCUACGAGGCCUGGGAUACCCCUAACGCUGGUGAUAAGAGCAAAUACCUGGAUGCGCGCUCCGGCAUUCUCGCCCAAGCUGCUCCCAACAUUGGUCCAAUCAUCUUUGACGAGAUUCGUGGUGCUGAUAACCGCGUCCGCUCCAUGCAGUGGACGGCUCAUAUGAGACAAGCCCUAACUCGUGCAUCAGAGGCCAUGACUCUUAGCCAGUACCUCGGCCGUGGUGCAAAGUCGCGUGGCCGUAUGACCAUCACCAGUGCCCUCAACACCGUCGUCUCCGGUAACCCCUUCCUCAACGACCCCGAAGACAAAAAGGCUGUUGUGAAAGCCCUUGACAACCUUCGUAAAGCUCUUUCUGGCGUGAAGGAUCUCGUGUGGCUCCAACCCGCUCCUAGUGUCAGCUCGCAGCAAUACAUGGUCGUCUCGUGGAGUAACCGUCGCGCCAACCACUGGAUUGGAACUAACAAGAUGGGCAAGGAUGACGGUCGCCAGGGUGGUACUGCUGUCGUUGAUCUUAACACCAAGGUCUACGGCACGGACAACCUCUUCAUCACUGAUGCAUCCAUCUUCCCUGGUAUGGUCACCACUAACCCUAGUGCCUACUUUGUCACCGCUUCCGAGAAGGCCAGUGAUGCCAUCCUUGCCCUUCCUGUCUCCAAGGCCCAGGAACCGUACAAGCAGUGUGGUGGCACUGAGUGGAAUGGUAGCAUGCAGUGUGGCAAGGGAUACUACUGCAAGGCUCUGAACCCCUUCUACGGAUAG
Molecule: messenger RNA, 2460 nt
Organism: Fusarium graminearum PH-1
Lineage: Eukaryota; Fungi; Ascomycota; Sordariomycetes; Hypocreales; Nectriaceae
Exons: 9
Coding region: 1-2460 (819 amino acids)
Biological process (GO): carbohydrate metabolic process
Cellular component (GO): extracellular region
Molecular function (GO): flavin adenine dinucleotide binding; cellulose binding; oxidoreductase activity, acting on CH-OH group of donors
Source: RefSeq, a predicted model, not a curated record